AUCCUGGCUGCGGAAGGAUGGCAGGGGCGGUAUGCUGCUUCUCGGACGAGCAGUUCCGGGAGGCUUGUGCGGAACUCCAGAAACCGGCGCUGACCGGGGCCGAUUGGCAGCUCCUCGUGGAGGCCUCAGGCAUAACCAUCUACCGGCUGCUGGACCAGCCAAGUGGACUUUAUGAGUAUAAGGUGUUCGGUGUCCUGGAAGGGUGCUCCCCGGCUCUCCUCGCAGAUGUUUACAUGGACUUAGACUACAGAAAACAAUGGGACCAGUAUGUGAAAGAACUCUAUGAGAAGGAGAGCGAUGAACAGAUGGUGGCAUACUGGGAAGUGAAGUACCCUUUCCCGCUGUCCAACAGAGAUUAUGUCUACACCCGACAGCGGCGAGACCUGGAUGUGGACGGGAGGAAGAUCUACGUGGUCCUGGCCCAGAGUAUUUCGGUGCCUCAGUUUCCUGAGAAGUCUGGGGUGAUCCGAGUGAAGCAGUACAAGCAGAGCCUGGCGAUCGAGAGUGAUGGCAAGAAGGGAAGCAGAGUUUUCAUGUACUACUUUGAUAACCCGGGUGGCCAAAUUCCGUCCUGGCUCAUUAACUGGGCAGCCAAGAAUGGAGUUCCAAACUUUUUGAAGGACAUGGUGAAAGCGUGUCAGAACUACCACAAGAAAACCUAAGGAGGGGACUGGGACCCUGGUAUCCAUGAAGGAUGUCUCUGGAUGUGCUACACCACCUGAGGCUCGCCCUUCCUUUCACACUUCCCAUCUUCAAAGCGCUAUGCAUUCCCAAGCGACCUUGCCUCUGUCCAGCUCCAUCGGCUCCAUUCCUGCCUUCUUUCCCACUGGUCAUACUCAGAGCCAGUUACCUUCUUCCACUAUUGGAUGGGGGCCCAUGCUUGUUUAUGUUUUAUUAGGGAAAAUCCUUAGUGGGGAAAAGGAACCAUUCUGUUGUGCCAUUUUUUUUUGGGGGGGGGGGGAGGGCAGGGGAUGAGUGAGAGGAGGAAGGACGACAAGCUAUAAGGGCAGCCCUUCUUGGAAAGCAGGCUGGCUCACUUCAGGACUCUCUCUCUUGUAACCAGAAGUGGUCUUUGGUCCACAGUUGACCUUCUAUGUUCGAGUAAUAGAGAUACAGGACGUCUGUUCCCUUGAUGCCUCUCUGAUUCGGAUAGGCUGGGGUUUGAGGUGACAAGCAAGUGUGUCCCUCCUUGGAUGGCAUCAGUAGUUGCUGUGAGAUCAGACUCCUCUGAGGAGUGUCCCAGGACUGACUGAGCACAUGCUGAGAUGACCAGGGCUUCCUAAUUGCCCACGUCUGGAUUUUUUCCUUUCCCAUAAUCCCCUGAGAAAAUGCUGCCUCUACCUCUCGAGCUAUGCUUUUGACUGCAAGCCUAAGGUUUCAAAGAUGGCUUGUGCAUAGCCUGAUGAGAGUGUCUUCCUAUGUACUAAGGUGACUUUCCAUUCUAGAGUGUUUGGAGAUGUUGAAGGGACAAUAAUGGUUUACAACGGAGUGAAAUAGAAGUAGUGAUUUGAAGUGCUCUUUGCCUUUUUUUUUUUUUUUCCUCGAGACAGGUUUCUCUGUGUAACCCUGGCUGUCCUGGAACUCACUCUAUAAGCCAGGUUAGCCUUGAACUCAGAAAUCCACCUGCCUCUGCCUCCCAAGUGUUGGGAUUAAAGGCGUGCACCAACAUUGCCCCGCACUUUGCCUUUUUCUUAGGAAUUCUACCUCUUCAAAACAGGAACUCAGAACCCUGCGUUUGAUCCUCAAUUUUUGUAGGAAAAUAUAUCCUGUAGCCAAGACACAGUCUUAAUGAUCUCAGGGAAAAGUUGUAAUCACUCUGGGCAAACCUUGAUUAACGAAUAUGGACACUUAGGAUGCAAAGGCAGAAGAAAGGAAUUUUUUAAGUGGGCUUCCUUAAAGUGUGUGUUUUUUUCUGGAAAGAGAGUUGUGUUCUGUGAAUAAACACAGUGGUUUACACUUCUCUGUGUGCUGUUUCCCUCUUACCUUUCUUUGUGGAGGAAGGAAUUAGUUAAGUUGUCUCUUCUGUUUGCAGGGACACCUGGCCCACCCAGCUCAAGACUAGA
Molecule: messenger RNA, 2063 nt
Organism: Mus pahari (shrew mouse)
Lineage: Eukaryota; Metazoa; Chordata; Mammalia; Rodentia; Muridae
Gene: Pctp
Product: phosphatidylcholine transfer protein
Exons: 6
Coding region: 18-662 (214 amino acids)
Molecular function (GO): phosphatidylcholine binding; phosphatidylcholine intramembrane carrier activity
Source: RefSeq, a predicted model, not a curated record